AUGGAAAUGAGCCCUCACACUCCCACAACCUUUGUGGUGUUUCACACGGGUGAGGAUGCGAUCACAGCAGCUCAGGAUCAUUACUUAAGCUCAGCUCAUGGCCCCGCGGCUUUACUGGCUAUUGCCGAGAAGCGCGGGGUGUACAACGACGCAAAGCAUCAUGAUCCAUUUAUCAAAAGCGUUCACGAGUCGCGUCUCGGCAGUCCAGCCGAAGUGGCACUCCAAACUCCCACGAGUUCUCAAAGUCGGGGUAUCCCCGCCACCUCACAAGAUACUGUGUUUGACCCUGGCGACGACGUCGACCCACAAUACGUUCCACGUGACAGCGGGCACCAUCAUUCUCGUCGAGAAGAAGCGGCAGCGGGCGAUAACGACUGGGUCGAACGCCGUCCGGUAACUCGCGAUGCUCUUCGAGCUCUUAGGUACGAGGUCUGUCGCGAUCGGGACUCCGCUGAGCGUCAUGCUGGGAUCGCAUACCGCUGCGCUGAAGGCCAAGAGAGCUUGGAGCAUGUUGUGCACCGGCUGCCUCACGUUGAGGACUAUCGCGUUUUGUCAGAGCGUCUCCUAGCCGUUGAGCAGAGGAAUGCGCCGCUUCAUGCAAAGGUGGAGUGCUUGGCGCAGUUGGAGAUGAAGAUUGUUGCACUCCGUGUUCAAAAGCAGUUGCUGGUCCAGCUUCUGGGUGGUCGAGCGCUGGCGGGUGCCGCUCCGUCACCAACAAUUCCGCGUUAA
Molecule: messenger RNA, 729 nt
Organism: Plasmopara halstedii
Lineage: Eukaryota; Oomycota; Peronosporomycetes; Peronosporales; Peronosporaceae
Exons: 1
Coding region: 1-729 (242 amino acids)
Source: RefSeq, a predicted model, not a curated record